UUCAUAUGCGACCAACCCAAAAAGUAGCUUAGGAAAAAGCAGGUCGACUUAAUAGACGCAAGCUGUGGUCUGAGAGCGAGACAGCAUCACAAAUCUACCGAUAAAUCGACUGAGGUACGCACUUUUACAUUAAAAAUGCGUGGCAUUUUCUCAAUCACACUUUUCCUGCUUGUGGCUGUCAUGGUGACCACAGAAGCCGACAAGGGACACAGAGGUCACAAAGGUAAACAUGGUAACGGUAAAGAGGGGAAGGCUGGGGGCGAGUGCAGUGAGUGGACCUACGGGAAGUGUGUCCCAGAAGCAGGAGACUGUGGAAACGGCGUCCGCGAGGCUACCUGCAAGGACCAGACCAAGAACAUCGACUGCAAAAUCCCCUGCAACUGGAAGAAAGACAUUAGCGACUGCAAGUACAGGUUCACCAGCUGGGGUGAGUGCGACACCGAGGUGGGGACCAAGAGCAGGUCUGGCACUCUGAAGAAGGCCCUAUUCAACGCCCAGUGUGAGACAACAGUGAAGGUGUCUAAACCCUGCUCUGCCAAACCCAAGAGGACCAGAGGCGAUAAAAAGAGGAACUAGAGUGAGUGGUUGGACCAGGACUCAGCAGGGGUCAACUCUGGCUUACUUCAGCAGCACAAUCAACAUCUUCCCUCCUUUGCCAAACACUCAGCCAGCGCUUCUGCGUUUGAGCGAUUUCUCUUCCUUGAAACAGCAACCCACCUUGUACUGUCCCCCCCCCCCCCCGUCCUUCCUGUGUGUCACGUCUGGUCACCACACAGGGUAGUUUCUGUUUUGCUUUUUUGGAUUAAAGGUGUAAACUUUUUAAAUAUUACUUUUACUAGGGAACGAUGAAACCUAAUUCAGUCAUCAUUUAGUCAAGAGUUUAUCACCUGUUUUAACUGAAAAUGUUGAAGAACUCAAACAUUUGUAGAUAGUUACACAGCUUUAGGUAAUUAACAUCCAAAUCAUGCAAUGAAAAAUAUCGUAAUGCUUCUACAAUGAUUGAGGGUGUUACUGAAUAUAUUGAAUGAGUUCUAUGCUAGAAAAUUGUAGAUUAAUAGGUUUUGCAAGUGUGUAAGAUAUCAAAGAAGAAACAUUGUGGCAUAAUUACAAAUGAGGUUUGUUUAAAAAGACAAAUUAAAACUGUACUGUUUUUGUUUAACAACGA
Messenger RNA from Hypomesus transpacificus, 1165 nucleotides. It is a transcript of the gene mdkb, whose product is annotated as midkine b. Lineage: Eukaryota; Metazoa; Chordata; Actinopteri; Osmeriformes; Osmeridae. Bases 136 to 576 code for a protein of 146 amino acids. Gene Ontology annotation, molecular function: growth factor activity. The record is from RefSeq and is a predicted model, not a curated record. The transcript has 5 exons.